AUGGAGUUCUCUAAUAACGCAGGGAAUGGAGGUAACCCAGCGCAGGCUGAGCCGCAGACAAACUUGACGGUCUUAUGGCGGCAAAGAGAGCGCAGACAACUUCUAAGCUUCAUGUUGCGAUGUGCAGCACUUCUAUUUUCCUUCCUCUCCUUUGUAAUCAUGGCCUCUAAUAAUCAAGGCAAACCAGGCUUGAGAUUUAGUGAUUACGAAGAAUACAGAUAUAGCCUGGGCAUAUCUGUGAUAGCGUUCCUCUACUUGGCGGUCCAGGUCGGAAAAGGGAUCUAUGAUAUAUUUUUUGGAAACAAUUUAUUUUCCAAUAUCGUUUUCCUUUACAUCGAUUUCAUCGGCGAUCAGUUACUGGCGUAUUUGCUCAUGUCUUCUUCUUCCUCGGCGGCAUCGUUAACGAAUGGAUUGCGGGAUGGAGGAGACACGAGAUUCACGGAUAUGGCUGCCGCGUCUGUUAGCAUGAGUUUCUUCACCUUUGGAGUGCUGGCGGCUUCUGCUAUACUCUCGGGGAUUACUCUCUCUCAACAGAUUCGCUGGUCAUAA
Molecule: messenger RNA, 549 nt
Organism: Cryptomeria japonica (Japanese cedar)
Lineage: Eukaryota; Viridiplantae; Streptophyta; Pinopsida; Cupressales; Cupressaceae
Product: CASP-like protein 4B4
Exons: 3
Coding region: 1-549 (182 amino acids)
Source: RefSeq, a predicted model, not a curated record